This is a messenger RNA of Talpa occidentalis (Iberian mole), 5660 nucleotides long. RefSeq names its product coiled-coil domain containing 6 (gene CCDC6). The record is from RefSeq and is a predicted model, not a curated record. NCBI's taxonomy places the organism in Eukaryota, Metazoa, Chordata, Mammalia, Eulipotyphla, Talpidae.
AUACUGCCCGAGCCCGGGCGGGGUCUCUGUUCUCUGGCAGAGGAGGUCCCUUGGCAGCGGGAAGCUCCCUCUUUCUCUCUCCGCCGCUCGGAGUCUGCGCCCUGGUGCCAGGCGCCCAGCUCGGCGCUCCCCUGUGCUCGCCCGGCGCCCACUCAUUCGCAGCUCAGCCUUCGCGGCCGCCGCCUCCCAGCUCCCCUUCCUCCUCCUCUCCCAGCCCGCCGCGGCCAUGGCGGACAGCGCCAGCGAGAGCGACACGGAUGGCGGGGGCAACAGCGGCGGCCCGGCCGCCAUGCAGCUGUCCUGCUCGUCGACCUCGGGCGGCGGCGUUGGCGGCGGGGCAGGCGGCGGCGGUGGGAAGUCGGGGGGCAUUGUCAUCUCGCCGUUCCGCCUGGAGGAGCUCACCAACCGCCUGGCCUCGCUGCAGCAGGAGAAUAAGGUGCUGAAGAUCGAGCUGGAGACCUACAAACUCAAGUGCAAGGCGCUGCAGGAGGAGAACCGCGACCUGCGCAAAGCCAGCGUGACCAUCCAAGCCAGGGCUGAACAGGAAGAAGAAUUCAUCAGUAAUACCUUAUUCAAGAAAAUCCAGGCCUUGCAGAAAGAGAAAGAAACUCUUGCUGUAAAUUAUGAGAAGGAGGAAGAGUUCCUUACUAAUGAGCUCUCCAGAAAACUGAUGCAGUUGCAGCAUGAGAAAGCCGAACUAGAGCAACAUCUCGAACAGGAGCAGGAAUUCCAGGUCAACAAACUGAUGAAGAAAAUUAAAAAACUGGAAAAUGAUACGAUUUCUAAGCAGCUAACAUUAGAGCAAUUGAGACGAGAGAAGAUUGACCUUGAAAAUACCUUGGAACAAGAACAGGAAGCACUAGUUAAUCGUCUCUGGAAAAGGAUGGACAAACUUGAAGCUGAAAAGCGAAUCCUGCAGGAGAAAUUAGACCAGCCAGUUUCUGCUCCCCCAUCACCUAGAGACAUCUCCAUGGAGAUCGACUCUCCAGAAAACAUGAUGCGCCACAUCAGGUUUUUAAAGAAUGAGGUGGAGAGGCUGAAGAAGCAACUGAGAGCCGCCCAGUUACAACAUUCAGAGAAAAUGGCCCAGUAUUUGGAGGAGGAGCGGCACAUGCGGGAAGAGAACUUGAGACUGCAGAGGAAGUUGCAGAGGGAAAUGGAGAGGAGAGAAGCCCUCUGUCGGCAGCUUUCUGAGAGCGAGUCCAGCCUGGAAAUGGAUGAUGAAAGGUAUUUUAAUGAGAUGUCUGCGCAAGGAUUAAGACCUCGCACUGUGUCCAGCCCGAUUCCUUACACACCUUCUCCAAGCUCAAGCAGGCCCAUAUCACCUGGUCUGUCGUAUACCGGUCAUACAGUUGGUUUCACGCCACCAACUUCACUGACUAGAGCCGGAAUGUCUUAUUACAAUUCCCCUGGUCUUCAUGUGCAGCAUAUGGGAGCAUCCCAUGGGAUCACAAGGCCUUCACCACGGAGAAGCAACAGCCCUGACAAAUUCAAACGGCCCACGCCACCUCCAUCUCCUAACACACAGACCCCAGUCCAGCCACCUCCACCUCCGCCUCCGCCGCCCAUGCAGCCCGCGGUCCCCUCGGCAGCCACCUCGCAGCCCGCCCCUUCGCAACAUUCGGUGCAUCCGUCCUCCCAGCCUUAAUGCAUGUGCUUAGUCUGAAUCUCAUGUUGGGACUCAUACAGUGGAGCCAUCUACUCAAUGCCAAAGGCUUCCUCCCCUGGCAUAUUUGGAUCUGACUUAUUUGCACUGAGGUUAUCUAGGCUUCACUAUUAAUUGUGUUGUAAAUGUUUGUCGGAAACGCAGCCAGUGUUGUGGGUCUACAACACUAAACAGACGACUUUUUCCAUCAGUGUUUUACUUGAAUCUCCAUGUACAUCCAUUCCCUGGCUGGAACAUUUGCUAUUCAAUAUUUGGUAAUUCAGCAACAGUGUGCAAUUUUUGCUUGGCCCCAGAGCUUCAUUUUCCUGGCUUUUAGGUUUGUAAAAUAAAAAGGGAUAUCUUUUUUAUAUUUUUUUUUUCAUGAAUUUGCAGAAAAUUCCCGCACUGUUAUUACCCACCCCUCAUGGUAUUUACCAGACAUACCAAUAACUCAGCACUACAAUUCAAACCUUUGAAAAAUCUAGCUUUUGGUGUAGAAUGCAAAGUUAGAUGGAUCAGUGCCCAAGUCAAUAUACUGUUUAAUAGAGCUUUCUACAGAUACACUUUUUAUAGGUUAUUUUCAGGAUAUAUCAACGUCCUCGUCUCUGAUAAAACAGAUAGCCUAAGUAGUGGAUAUGGCUGUACCAAACAUGAGAUGGAUAAUUACUGUAUAUUAAGGUGUGAUUCUUUCAUCAUCUGUAAUGUUAAUCUACCCAAAAUGGGCCCCCCCCACCCCCCACACAUGAGUCGAUAAAUGUUGUCCUGCCCGCCAGUGGUUGCGAUGGCUGAUUAGAAUGUGCUAUUUGAUUUCUGCUGCAGAAGGCGAUGUGAUUGUAACUAAACAGCUAUUUUCCCUUUCCAUUCAUUGUUUGUGUUCCCCUGAAAUAGAGUUUGAACAAAUAUUUUAAAGGUGCAGAAAUACUAUUAGAAAAUACUAUUUGAAACGAACAUUAUAGGAAUAUCUUGGCUUCAUGGCCAGAAGAUACUUUAUUGCUUGACAGAGAAGUAAACAGGUGUAGAGGAAAGUAGCACAUUAGCAUUGAUGACUGCUUAUUUCCCCAGUAUAAGCAAGUGCAGUGUAUAAAGAAGUAUAUUCUGAAUACAUUAUUCCCAUUCGUUUAGCACAAAUAAAUUGUUUGGUUUCACUUUGAAGUGGAACACUGUGAGUCACUCAUUUCUUAAUACUUGCCACAUCUUUAUUUUUGCUUUUCAGCAGUUACUGUUUUGUACUUUGGUAGUAAAGUGAUUUUUACCACCUGUGUUUGCAUAUUUAUAUAUGCUGUGGAUGAAAAUAACUUACUAGAGAAUGUAUAUUUUAUGAUGAGAAUGUGUAUCUGUUGGAUAUAAUCAGAACUGAAAAUUAAUUUAUCAGUAAUUUUUAAGAGUCCAUGUUUUGUGACAACCAUCUCUAAUAGCUAGCUCUUUGUUCAACACACUCCUAAAAAUAAGGAACCAUGACAUUGUAGAUAUUUAAUAUUGUACAGUAUAGAAACCUCCAUUUUUGCCUUCGAAUGCAUAUUUAAGAGUUACAGAAAGAAAAAUGUCUCGUUGGAUAAUAGUGUUUGACUAGCAUUUUAAGAAUUUGAGAGUAAAAGCAACAAUAGGAUUUUUCACCUCUUCCUGCUUCCACCCCCAAACUGAGAACAUCACUCAGUUGUUUGGAAGAUACCGUACAUCUCUAUAAUUUUAUUUAUGAUGUCUCUGUAAUAUACAUAAUCGUAGUUCUCAAGUAUGGGGAAGAAGUUUGGCAUUUAGUUAUUGAGGCUGUCACUUUUUAAUUCUAUCAGACGGAAUCAUUUCAAACCCGGGGAUUUCACCAACAGCUCCCUCCUGGUACAUUGCCAUUCCGAGGAAUUCUGAGAGGAGGCAAAGAAAAAUUGCCUUCAUGGUACAGUUCUCGGUUUUUCUUAUAGGAGAAAUAUGGUAUAUGUUUACAAGACUCUUUAUAAGAUUACAGACUUCAAAGCUGUUGGAAUAGUGUCUUGCACGCAGAGUUCAUAAUGUAAUGAUCUUCCUUCCUCUUCCUAUCUAUUUAGUUACCUCCUGAAAGCACAAAAGUCAAAACAUUGCCAUAUGGUGAAUAAAAAAGCACUUGGAGUGAGCAAACAGUUCCUGAUAAGUAUCUUUUUGUGACAGGUUCUUGAUAUUCAGAUAGAAAUGUAGUGCUGGUUCUCCUCAUUUCAUUGAAAACAAAGCCCAGCUCCUUCAAACAGCACUUUCAACCUUAAUCUAGUUGCCUCUCCCAUUGAACAUUCAGAAUUGAUAGAACAAACACUACGAUUUUGAACUCAUGCUGUUUCAUGUCCUUUUAAGGUAUUUUAGGACCCAGUGUGGAGACUGGGCAAUACCUACUAGGACAAGUUCUUGGCAAUUGUUUAGUCACCAGGAACCCAAAAGGUUUCUGACCUGAGCCCAUGGAGGCAAGAUCCUCCUUGCCCACGGGAAGCGGGUUUAACCUCGGGUCCUUCUCAUGAGGGCUGAACGUGGUUACUGCCAUUCCUGUCGCCCGCCUGCCCAGAAGGCCUUUGUAAAAUCAGUAGCCAUCCAGAAGGCAGGCCGGAGCCGGCGUUGCUUCAUUUUCCUGUCUUGCUGACAGAGACCCUUGGCUACCACUGUGCUGCUAAUAGGAUAAAUACUCUGUUGCCAGAUGACCAUGCCUUUUAUACAAAACCAAAUUACCUAAUACCUGACACCUCUCUGGGCUCUGAACUGCUUUCUCUCAUCAAGCAUGCUGGCCUUCUAGACAGAAUGGUAGAAAUUUGGCAGAUGUUGGAAGUAUUUAAGAUUUAAUUUAACAUGCUCCUUUGUUGAUUAAAAGGAGUUUUAAAUUCUGAGCUCCUGACCAGCAACCAUGGAAUGAAUUGUGUGACCAGAAUGUGGCUUUGACACCAAGUGCUGCUGUCCCUAUGUAAUUGGCUUCUAACAGAUUCGACCAGAAAUAAUUGAUAAUGUGAAUUUUUGUUGACUCUUCGAUUGUAGGAAAACAGAUAUGUAUCGCUCUUUAUUACAAAGACACGAACUUUGCCUGCACCAAGCCUUGCUUGUAGAGGAUCCUGGAGAAGGCAGGAAAGAGCAUUGUUACUUGUGCUUUGAGAGCUUGAUAUUUGUAUCUUUACAGAAGAAAUAUUUCUGUGUAACUUGAUCUUCUGUCUAGUACUUGUCUUAUAGGUAACCAACACUGAAAACUUUGUAGUGAUGACUACCAAAGAAAUACCUAGCAAAACAACCUUUUAUUUCCAAAUUAUUAAAGAGCCAGCCAUUGACGCUGCUACGUAAGUUCCAUGCUCAAGAGCCAUUGUAAGAGAUUAAGGGUUUUUUAGGUUUUUGUUUUCUUUUUUCUCUUUAGUUUUUUGAUAAAACAUACACACACAGCUGUUAGCUUAAAAUGAUGGGGAGCAUUUUCCAGGUGCUCAGCAGUUGUGAUUAACUGCCAAGCUGUGGUUGCCUCUUGCCAGGCAAUUGAAGGAAUCCUGUGUUCUUGAUAGCGUGGGUGCUGUGUGUGUGCGAGUGUGCGUGUGUGCAUUCAUGCCUUAACUCUGGUUACUGCUCAACUUUAGUUCUUGAUUUAGUCUGCACCGUCAUCUAGAUUGUAUUGUACAUCUCGAUCUGAACUUCAUCCUGGCAAAAACAAAGUUGCAGGCACAACAGUUUAAGAAUGCAUUCCUCCGGAAGAGUUUGGUCCAGGUUGACCCUGAGCCGCCUUUGGACUUUAUUUGGAACUUAGCAUGGAAAGCAAAAGUGGGCUGUCGAACACAAAGACACCAACAAGGAAGAAAGGAGAACCGAGUGGAGCAUGACUUUUGCCUCUGCCUAUCUGUGCGCACAUCUGUUCACGAUAGCUUGUCUACAACUUGACUAGGUUGGAGUUCUGGUAAUAGUGGCGAUCUUGAAAUUCUUGGUCAGAGUUUAGAGAGAUGUAAGACUUCCAAUUAAUGUCUUAUUUACUUUAUGUUGAUUAGUCUUUGAUACAUGUGCUGAAUCAGAAACCUAAAUAAAGAUAAUUUUUUAAAAUGUA